UUCUUAACGAAUCUGAAGAAAAUUUUAAUGAUUUUAAAAAUACACUAACUUGAUUACAAUAAUUAUUUCACAUUUAUUUUAAGAAAUUUUCUAUAUUUGAAAACAAUGUCAAAAAAGGUCUUUGACUUAUUUCAACAACUUUUUACCUACUAACUGUAACCGCAUCAAUGACCACGAUAUUCUAAUCGUAAAUACUCUUUUUUCAGAACCAUGGCUUUUAAACUGUUAGUAAUAGGUUUGAUACAGAUGGCAGUAGCGUCUCAGGCUGCAACUCUACAGGACCUUAUGGUGGCAGACGAUACUAUGUCUCUAGGCUCAUAUAUCAGGCCUGCUAGGUCACCUGCGCCGGAAGAUUAUCAUAAAUCUUACGAGAACGAAGGAGAUGGUGAAAUCGGGUACUCGAGAAAGAAAACCGGAGGUGGCAAAAAGGGUUACCAGCAUUUUGACUCUUAUCACAAGAAGGCUGGAGACAAUUUCGAGUUUCAGAAACAGGAUUCCUUUGGACAUGACGACGACGGUCAUGCAGGAGCUCACAGCCACCAAAACGAGAAGAAAGUUGAAGCUUAUCGUGAACCAGAAAGUGACGAAGAAGAACGUGAACCAGAACGUGACGAAGAAGAACGUGAACACCGGGGAAACCCAAAGAAAAAAGAUCACGAGGAGUUAAGAGAAGGUCCUAGUAAUGAAGAAGUGGAUGUUGCCGGAUAUGACAAGGCAGAUUACAGUUUACCAGAAAAGUAUACUUAUGGUACGGGAGAGGAAUAUAACUUUAAGUAACUGUAUUUUAUUGCAUAUAUGUGUGUUCCAAAGUAACAUGAAAGUUGAAAUGGGAAAUGUAAUGAACCCACCAUUAUUUUUACA
This is a messenger RNA of Pieris napi, 861 nucleotides long. RefSeq lists its product as uncharacterized. The transcript is spliced from 4 exons. The record is from RefSeq and is a predicted model, not a curated record. Lineage: Eukaryota; Metazoa; Arthropoda; Insecta; Lepidoptera; Pieridae. Bases 211 to 777 code for a protein of 188 amino acids.